This is a messenger RNA of Tripterygium wilfordii, 5229 nucleotides long. Its product is annotated as RNA helicase aquarius-like. Gene Ontology annotation, biological process: mRNA splicing, via spliceosome. The record is from RefSeq and is a predicted model, not a curated record. Gene Ontology annotation, molecular function: mRNA binding; helicase activity. Gene Ontology annotation, cellular component: catalytic step 2 spliceosome. Lineage: Eukaryota; Viridiplantae; Streptophyta; Magnoliopsida; Celastrales; Celastraceae.
CGUUCAAGUACUGAAACCGAACCGAUUCUCGGGAUCUCUUUGUGGGUUCUACAUAAUUUAGGGUUUAUCAUCCACACCAAAACCCUAAAUUCGAACAUCUCAAAUUCAUAACUUUGUCCUUAAUUUUCCUGUCACUCUACCCUAAUUUUUCUUUGCAUUCAGUUCAAAUUCAUGUCAUUCUCUAAUUUCUCGUGGAAAAACCCUAUUCUGUAGCUAGACAGCUUCGUAAAGUUGAAUUAAGUGUGUUUCAGGCAUGACUAAGGUGUACGGCACUGGCGCCUACGAUUUCAAGCGCCACCGAGUGGCAGAGUACCCGGUUGAGUUGCCCCAAAACCACUGUGACGUGCCACCGGUGGAGUCAGUACCGGGGUCCGCUCUUCCUAAUUCGAUAACUCUCUCGGAGAUCCAGCAUGAUCGCUUGACGCAGAUUGCAGCUUCUAAUUGGAUGACAACCAACGAUGAGGAGCCGACGAAGCCAUUCGAUCCUGAGCUGGUGAAGGAGAUAUAUAAGACAGAGUUGUUGGUGACAUCUGGCUGGAAGCCUGUGCCUUUGCAACGGGUGAUGAUUUUGGAGGUCAGCCAGUAUUUGGAGAACUAUUUGUGGCCCAAUUUCGAUCCUGAGAUUGCAACGUUUGAGCAUGUUAUGUCGAUGAUACUCAUGGUCAAUGAGAAGUUUCGAGAAAAUGUGGCUGCCUGGAUAUGCUUUUAUGGUCGGAAAGAUGUAUUUAAGGGAUUCCUUGAGAGGGUUCUACGUCUGAAGGAGGGAAGAGGCUUCAGCAUAGCAGAGAAGACAAAUUACUUGGUUUUUAUGAUUAAUGCUUUUCAGAGUUUAGAGGAUGAAAUUGUCAGCGAGACUGUCCUGAGGUUAGCUAGUUUGCAAUCCUGGCACAGUUUGUCAGUUGGACGAUUUCAGAUGGAGCUUUGUCUCAAUCCAGAUUUGAUAAAGAAAUGGAAAAGAAUGCUGAAGAGAGAGGCUAAGGAGGCCGUGAAUCGGGCAGAAAAUUUUAACCCCUCGACGUUGCUGGAAGUGAAAUUUUUGAGAAAGCUUAUUGAAGAGUUUCUAGAUGUGCUUGAUUCCAAGGUGUUUCCUGAAAUUGACGGUGAUGGUGAGCAAGGGGAUAAUGCUUGCGUCUUAUACUGUGAGAGGUUUAUGGAAUUUCUUAUUGAUUUGUUAAGCCAACUGCCAACAAGGAGAUAUUUGAGGCCUCUGGUAGCUGAUGUAGGAGUUGUUGCAAAAUGCCAUUUAAGUGCUCUCUAUAGACAUGAAAAGGGGAAACUUUUUGCACAACUGGUUGACUUGCUACAGUUCUAUGAAGGAUUUGAGAUCAAUGAUCACAUUGGGACACAACUGACAGAUGAUGAAGUUCUCCAAUCUCAUUAUGACAAGUUUCAGGCUUUUCAGCUCUUUGCUUUCAAGAAGAUACCGAAGUUGCGAGAACUUGCUUUGGCCAACAUUGGUUCGAUAAACAAGCGUGCCAGUCUCUCAAAGAAAUUGUCUGUUCUAUCUCCUGAAGUAAGGGAGUUGGUCUGCUGUAAGCUUAAACUGGUGUCAAAGGAAGAUCCAUGGUCUGAUAGAGUUGAUUUUCUUGUCGAAGUUAUGGUUUCCUUUUUUGAAAAACAACAGUCUCAGAAAGAAGCUAUAAACGCUCUUCCACUAUAUCCAAACGAGCAGAUUAUGUGGGAUGAGAACCUGGUGCCAAGCAUCAAUUACUCUGGGGAAGGUUGUUUGGCUCUUCCAAAACUGAAUCUCCAAUUUUUAACACUACAUGAUUAUCUUCUGAGAAACUUCAAUCUUUUCCGUCUUGAAUCUACAUAUGAGAUCCGUGAGGAUAUCCAGGAAGCUGUACCUCAUCUUCUUGCCUACAUUAAUAAUGAGGGAGAAGCUGCUUUUCGUGGUUGGUCAAGAAUGGCUGUGCCAAUAAGAGAAUUUAAGAUCACCGAGGUAAAGCAGCCAAAUAUUGGUGAAGUCAAGCCAUCAUCUGUGACUGCGGAAGUCACCUUUAGCAUUUCAAGUUACAGAUCACAUAUAAGGUCAGAAUGGAAUGCUCUUAAAGAGCAUGAUGUCUUAUUUUUACUUCCUAUUCGACCUUCAUUUGAACCUCUAAGUGCAGAGGAGGCCACCAAGGCUGGUGUGCCGCAGAGGCUUGGCCUUCAAUAUGUGCGGGGAUGUGAAAUUAUUGAGAUGCGUGACGAGGAGGGAACUCUCAUGAAUGAUUUCACUGGAAGAAUUAAGCGAGAUGAGUGGAAGCCACCAAAAGGUGAAAUGAGAACUGUUACUGUUGCUUUAGAUACAGCUCAGUACAACAUGGAUGUCAGUGAUAUUGCCGAGAAAGGUGCAGAAGAUGUUUAUGGUACAUUUAAUGUAUUGAUGAGAAGGAAACCUAAAGAAAACAAUUUCAAAGCAAUAUUAGAAUCUAUCAGAGACCUUAUGAAUGAAUAUUGUAUUGUUCCUGAUUGGUUGCAUAACAUAUUUCUGGGGUAUGGAAAUCCUUCUGCUGCACAGUGGACUAAUAUGCCUGAUCUUUUGGAAGAAGUUGAUUUUAAAGAUACUUUUCUUGAUGCAGACCAUCUGAAAGAGUGUUUUCCGGGUUAUGAGGUUUCUUUCAUAAACAAAGAUGGUUCCGAGAACUUGCAUCCGAGGCCCCCAUUUCGGAUUAGGGUUCCCAGAGAACUGAAAGGAGACGUGCACGCUGUUCCUGGGAAUAAAAGUUCUAGUGUUGAUUCAGUGAAUACUGCCAACAUGGAAGAUGCUGAUUUUCACAAAGAAAAACUUGUUAUCGAGGCAUACAUCCCUCCUGAUCCAGGUCCUUAUCCCCAGGAUCAGCCAAAGCAGAACUCUGUCAGAUUUACUCCAACGCAGAUUGGGGCAAUCAUCUCAGGCAUCCAGCCUGGAUUAACCAUGGUUGUGGGUCCUCCUGGUACUGGAAAAACUGACACAGCUGUGCAGAUAUUGAAUGUCCUCUAUCACAAUUGUCCGUCACAGAGAACGUUAAUAAUCACUCAUUCAAACCAGGCGCUGAAUGACCUUUUUGAGAAGAUAAUGCAGAGAGAUGUACCUGCGCGCUAUCUGCUUCGUCUGGGUCAAGGUGAACAAGAACUCGCAACUGAUCUUGACUUCAGCAGACAGGGUCGCGUAAAUGCGAUGCUUGUUCGACGAUUGGAAUUGCUUACUGAAGUGGAGCGGCUUGCAAGGUCUCUCCUACUACCUGAGGAUGUAGGAUAUACUUGUGAAACAGCUGGAUAUUUUUGGUUACUUCAUGUAUAUUCACGAUGGGAGCAAUUCCUUGAUGCAUGCAAGGGAAACAGAGAUAAACCAACCUUUGUCCAAGGCCGAUUCCCAUUCAAAGGGUUCUUCUCCAAUACUGCCUGGCCUGUUUUUAUGGGUCAGUCAUUUCAGGAAGACAUGCGAGCUGCUGAAGGGUGCUUUCGUCAUCUUCAGAUCAUGUUUCAAGAGUUAGAAGAGUGUAGGGCAUUUGAAUUGCUCAAGUCAACGGCUGAUCGGGCAAAUUAUCUUAUGACGAAGCAGGCAAAGAUAGUGGCAAUGACUUGCACACAUGCAGCUCUUAAGAGAAAGGAUUUUCUUCAGUUAGGUUUCAAAUAUGACAACUUGUUGAUGGAAGAAAGUGCUCAGAUACUGGAGAUUGAAACUUUCAUCCCAAUGCUGCUUCAAAGACAAGAGGAUGGUCUUGCGCGGCUGAAGCGCUGUAUACUAAUUGGUGAUCAUCACCAGUUGCCUCCUGUUGUGAAGAAUAUGGCAUUUCAGAAAUACAGUCAUAUGGAUCAGAGUUUAUUCACAAGGUUUGUUCGUUUAGGUAUACCUUAUAUUGAGCUUAAUGCCCAGGGUAGAGCCAGGCCAAGCAUAGCCAAACUUUAUAACUGGAUGUACCGAGAUUUGGGAGACCUUCCCUAUGUAAAGGAGGAAGCAAUCUUCCAUAGGGCAAAUACUGGAUUUUCCUAUGCAUAUCAGUUGGUGGAUGUGCCUGAUUACCAUGGGAGAGGAGAGACUGCACCUUCUCCUUGGUUUUAUCAGAACGAGGGGGAGGCCGAAUAUGUAGUCAGUGUCUACAUAUAUAUGCGGUUGCUAGGGUAUCCUGCAAGUAAGAUAUCCAUUCUGACAACUUACAAUGGCCAAAAACUUCUGAUUCGCGAUGUUGUCAGGAGAAGAUGUGUUGCUUACGACUUCAUUGGUCCACCCAAUAAGAUCUCAACAGUUGAUAAGUUUCAAGGUCAGCAAAAUGAUUUUAUUUUGUUGUCUCUCGUGCGUACUCGCUUUGUUGGUCACCUUCGUGAUGUUAGAAGAUUGGUUGUUGCCAUGUCUCAUGCCCGACUUGGCCUGUAUGUGUUUUGCCGACGUUCUCUCUUUGAGCAAUGCUAUGAGAAGCAACCUACUUUCCAGCUUCUGCUUAAGAGACCUGACCACCUUGCCCUCAAUCUGAGUGAAGUUACACUGUACACAGAGCGCCAUGUUGAUGAUAUUGGAUCUGUUCAUCUUGUUAGCUGUGUUGAGGAGAUGGGCAGCAUUGUUGAAAUGAAUCCAUUGUAUCAGGCACAGAUGUUGAGAUAUCAUUUUAAUCAUUAUGUGGCCUAUGCGGGAGAAGCUGCUCCAUCGACAGGUCCCUCCAAGGGGCAAGAAAGCAUUCACAAUUCUACGCCCAAUAUGCAUGUAGACACAAAUAGUUCAUUGGAUAAUUUGAGUGCUGAAAGCCUGCCAGAGGAAGCUACAAAGAUGGAUGGCCUUACAAACGGUGAAGAUCUGCCUUCCGGGAGUCCACCAAAUAAUGUAACAAGUGCGGAAAAUGAAAGGCCACCUGAAGGUGAUCUCAGUGGAGAAACAAUGGAGGAGUAGUUGAUUACACAUGCAGGCGACAAGUUGAAUCCUUGUUUAACUUAGAUAGGCCACUGCAGUAGUGGUGGCCGCAAUUAUGCUGUAAUUUAAGGAUACAGUGAGUUGGUCCUUGAAGUCCAGUGCGGUGCACUUUGUUAUAGCCGUAAUCAUCAUUCGUUUGAUGAUUCAGUACAUCAUCUGCCAAAACCGGAUGGGUUUCUGGCUUACAGCUGUGCAUAGACAGUUGUAGAAAAGUGAAAACUGAUUCUGAAAUCAUAAUUUCCAGUGUUGUCUUAGUUCUGUUAAGGAAUUUCUCUUUUUUCCAAUACAACUGCUGUUUUUACCUUGUAUGAUUACCAGAUUAUAAUUGAUUGAAGAUGCUCCGCUAGAGAAGCCAAAGCUUA